Microcebus murinus (gray mouse lemur) is the source of this 2143-nucleotide messenger RNA. The record is from RefSeq and is a predicted model, not a curated record. NCBI's taxonomy places the organism in Eukaryota, Metazoa, Chordata, Mammalia, Primates, Cheirogaleidae.
CUUAUCCCAGCCCCCCCAGUACCUUUGGUUGUUGGAGGGAAGAACAGGAUGGAUCUGGUGCUGAGAAGGUGCCUUUUCUGUUUGGCUAUGAUGAGUGCUCUGCUGGCUGUAGGGACUACCGAAGGACUCAGAGACCAGGACUGGCUUGGUGUCUCAAGGCAGCUCAGAACUAAAGCCUGGAAUAGGAAGCUAUAUCCAGAGUGGACAGAAGUCCAGGGACUUGACUGCUGGAAAGGUGGUCAAGUGUCGCUGAAGGUUAGUAAUGAUGGGCCUACACUGGUUGGUGCAAAUGCUUCCUUCUCUAUUUCCCUGCACUUCCCUGGAAGCCAAAAGGUACUGCCCGAUGGGCAGGUGAUCUGGGCCAACAACACCAUCAUCAAUGGGAGCCAGGUAUGGGGAGGACAGCCAGUGUAUCCUCAGGAACCUGAUGAUACCUGCGUCUUCCCUGAUGGUGGACCCUGCCCAUCUGGCCCUUGGUCUCAGAGGAGAAGUUUUAUUUAUGUCUGGAAGACCUGGGGCCAAUACUGGCAAGUUCUAGGGGGCCCAGUGUCCGCGCUGAGCAUUGGGACAGGCAGGGCAAUGCUGGGAACACACACCAUGGAAGUGACUGUCUACCACCGCCGAGGGCCCCGCAGCUACGUGCCCCUUGCUCACUCCAGCUCAGCCUUCACCAUUACUGACCAGGUGCCUUUCUCCGUGAGUGUGUCACAGCUACAGGCCUUGGAUGGAGGAAACAAGCACUUCCUGAAAAAGCAACCUCUGACCUUUGCCCUCCAGCUCCAUGACCCCAGUGGUUAUUUAGCUGGAGCUGACCUCUCUUAUACCUGGGACUUUGGAGACAGUACAGGGACCCUGAUCUCUCGGGCACUUGUGGUCACUCACACUUACCUGGAGCCUGGCCUAGUCACUGCCCAGGUGGUCCUGCAGGCUGCCAUUCCUCUCACCUCCUGUAGCUCCUCCCCAGUUCCAGGCACCACUGAUGGGCAUAUGCCAACUGCAGAGGCCCCUGGCACCACAGCUGGUCAAGUGCCUACUGCAGAAGGCAGAGGUACUACACCUGAUCAGGUGCCAACUACAGAGCCCCCUGGAACCACAGCUCUGUGGGUGCCAACCACAGAAGUCAUAGGUACUACACCUGUGCCAGUGCCAACUACAGAGGGCACAGGUACAACACUUGAGCAGUUGCCUACCUCAGAGGUCAUAGGUACCACAUUUGCAGAGAUGUCAACUACAGAGGCUAUAGGCACAACACCUGCAGAGGUGUCAACUGCAGAGCCCUCUGGAACCACAGUUGCACAGGUAACAACUACAGAGUUGGUAGAGACCACAGCUGGAGAGUUAACCACCCCUGAGCCUGAGAGUCCAGGUGCCAGCCCAAUCAUGCCUACAGAAGAUAUCACAGGUUCCCUGAGCCCCAUGCUGGAUGGUACAGCCACCUUGAGGCUGGUGAAGAGACAAGUCCCCCUGGAUUGUGUUCUGUAUCGAUAUGGUUCCUUUUCCCUCACCCUGGAUAUUGUCCAAGGUAUUGAAAAUGCUGAGAUCCUGCAGGCUGUGCCAUCCAGUGAAGGGGAUGCAUUUGAGCUGACUGUGGCCUGCCAAGGCGGGCUGCCCAAGGAAGCCUGUAUGGACAUCUCAUCACCAGGGUGCCAGCCUCCUGCCCAGCGGCUGUGCCAGCCUGUGCCACCCAGCCCAGCCUGUGAGCUGGUCCUGCACCAAGAACUGAAGGGUGGCUCAGGGACCUACUGCCUCAAUGUGUCUUUAGUUGAUGCCAACAGCUUGGCAAUGGUCAGCACCCAGCUUGUCAUGCCAGGUCAAGAAGCAGGCCAUGGGCAGGUUCCCCUCUUUGUGAGCGUCUUGCUGGUGUUGAUGGCUAUGGUGCUUGCAUUUCUGAUAUAUAGGCGCAGACUUAUAAAGCAGGGCUCAGCGCUCCCCAUUCCCCAGCUGCCUCACAGUAGCACCCAUUGGCUGCGUCUGCCCAGGGUCUUUCGCACUUGCCCCGUUGGUGAGAACAGCCCACUCCUCAGUGGGCAGGAGGUCUGAGUACUCUCAUCUGAUACCAUGAUUUUCCUGGGGUUACAGCAACAUCUUUAUUUUCUCCAGUCUUCCUUGGAGACUCCAUAACUGAAAUAAAUACUCAGAACCU